Messenger RNA from Exophiala oligosperma, 3231 nucleotides. RefSeq lists its product as uncharacterized. Gene Ontology annotation, molecular function: zinc ion binding; RNA polymerase II transcription regulatory region sequence-specific DNA binding; DNA-binding transcription factor activity, RNA polymerase II-specific. NCBI's taxonomy places the organism in Eukaryota, Fungi, Ascomycota, Eurotiomycetes, Chaetothyriales, Herpotrichiellaceae. Gene Ontology annotation, cellular component: nucleus. The transcript has a single exon. Gene Ontology annotation, biological process: negative regulation of transcription by RNA polymerase II. The coding region runs from base 1 to 3231 and encodes 1076 amino acids. The record is from RefSeq and is a predicted model, not a curated record.
AUGGAGUCAGCUAAUCCUCAGCGACCAGCGGGUCCAAGCAACCGAGGACAAAGAUCUAGAAGGAGAGGCCCUCCAAGAACACCACGGCCGGCACAAGAUACUCCACGAGUGGCGGGGACAAGAGCCUUUGGUGGCCAACUUACACAACUAGACGCAGAAGCACCAAUGUUUGUGCCGGCCUCAUUACCCCCAGUGCCUGCAGCUUCGAGCCCCAGGCCAAAGACCUCGAAUCCCCGCCCUUCUCGAAAUCGAAAUGAUCAAAGACCUGCAGCCCCAAAACAGCCGCAGUCACAGGCGAGAAGAGGCUCGUUGUCCCGAUCUACAGCGCCCGACAUUGCAUCACGAAUACACGAAGAUAUCUCAAGUGGUGUUUAUGAGUGUGCGAUAUGCACGAAUGAAGUGACUAGACAUUCCAAAGUGUGGUCAUGUCGCACUUGCUGGACGGUGUUCCACAUUGGAUGUAUCAAGAGAUGGUCAAAGAAUGAAGGCUCGGCCGUCCACCGCCCUGCUGGUCAGGAGGAGGAUGACUCUCAUUCAGGGAAGCAGUGGAGGUGCCCAGGCUGCAACUUGCCAAAAGACACAACGCCAUCAUCGUACACGUGCUGGUGUGAGAAAGAGCUGGAUCCGAAGACGAUUUCAGGCCUGCCACCACAUUCGUGCGGGCAGACUUGUGGUCGAGAGAGAACAUUUCCCAAACCAUGUCCACACCCAUGUGAACUGCUAUGUCACGCUGGACCAUGCCCACCGUGUCCGUCAAUGGGACCGACGCAGUCUUGCUUCUGUGGUAAGGAGGAGACCAGACGAAGAUGUGUAGAGACAAACUACGAGACUGGAUGGAGCUGUGGCUCGGUUUGCGGUGAUAUCAUGCCUUGUGGAGAACACACUUGCCAACGAUCUUGUCACGAGGGUCUCUGUGGUGCAUGUACCACGGAAGUUGAAGUGAAAUGUUAUUGUGGGAAAGUGGAAAAGAAGCUACCAUGUCACGAGAAGGGCGACGAAAAGGAGAGCUUUUCCUGGACGGGCUGCUUCGAUUGUGGUCAGCUGUGUGGGAGGAUGAUGGACUGCGGAAAGCAUCACUGCGAAAAGCCGUGUCAUCCCCAAGACGAAAAAGAAGCACACUGUCCCAGGUCUGUUGAUGUGGUCAAGUUCUGCCCUUGCGGUAAGACCGCUCUGGCCGAGCUAGAUAUCGAUACUCGAAAAUCAUGCACAGACCCCAUCCCAAGUUGCCAAAAAGAAUGCGGAAAGACACUGUCCUGCGGUCACCCGUGCAGACAAACCUGUCAUUUGGACGAGUGUGAGCCUUGUACCCUCCAAGUCUCGGUGAAUUGUCGAUGCGGCCGAAAUUCGUUCGAGGUCAUUUGCCACGAAGCUUCGGAGGAUCCUCCUCAGUGUGGCCGGUUGUGCAAGGCGAGUCUAAAUUGUGGUAGGCACGAGUGUGGCCAGAAAUGUUGUACUGGAGAGAGAAAAGCCGCGGAACGUCAGGCUACGAAACGGAAGCUGAAACCUCUCGUGGCUGUCACGCGGGUGUUUGACGAAAACAUCGAGGCCGAGCAUAUAUGCACUCGUCCUUGUGGACGCCGACUCAAGUGUGGUAACCACGAUUGCAUUGAUCUGUGCCACCGAGGCCCAUGCGGAAGCUGCAAAGAGGCUGUUUUUGACGAUAUUGCGUGCGCAUGUGGCAGGACUGUCCUGCAAGCACCUCUACCGUGCGGUACACAACCUCCACCAUGCAACUUCCCCUGCACCAGAACCAAGGAUUGUGGACACCCUCAAGUGGCGCACAAUUGCCAUCUCCAAGAUGAAGAGUGCCCGAAGUGUCCAUUCCUGACAGAAAAGGAUUGCCUCUGCGUGAAGAAGACGUUGAAAAAUCAGCCGUGCUGGCGGAUUGAUGUCCUUUGUGGUCUGGUCUGUGGCAAAGCACUCAAAUGCGGUUCGCAUACAUGCCGCAAGACGUGCCACAAGGCAGGCGAGUGUGAGGAUGCUCACCAACAUUGUCAACAGGAGUGCGGCAAGGCGAAGAAGACGUGUGGGCACCCUUGCGAACAACCGUGCCAUGCUCCUUCGACGUGCAAGGAGGACAGACCAUGCCCAUUCAAGGUCAUGAUUACCUGCGACUGUCAGCGAAAGAAGGAAGAAGUAAGAUGUAACGCACGAUCAAGCAAUCCUGAGCCUUCUGGACGGCAGACAUCACUCAAGUGUGACGAUGAAUGUGCUCGAUUGGAAAGGAAUCGAAAACUGGCCAUGGCCCUGCAUAUUUCGGACGACCACACUGACGACCAUGUUCCGUACUCGACAGCCACAUUACAAAUGUACCUCGAGGAUGUCGCAUGGGCCCAUGCGCAGGAAGAGGCGCUUCGACUUUUUGCGGCCGACGAGACACAGAAGAGAUAUGGCUGCCAACCCAUGAAGAGCCGACAACGGAGUUUCAUUCACAGUCUCGCCGAAGAUUUCGGAUUUGAUUCAGAAAGUCUCGACCCAGAGCCACAUCGUCAUGUUGUCCUGUUCAAAACACCCAAGUUUGUUGCUGCACCGAUGAAGACUCUAGUACAGGCUGCGCGAGUUAAGCGAGCUCAACUGAACGUCCCUGCACCUGUUCAGAGCGCUCCAGAACGGAAAGCAGAUGAGGUCAAGCAUGAGUACAAUGGAUUGAUGUUGACCAAACCGAAAUUUGCAUUGACAGAAGAUGAACUCCGGCCUGUGGUCAAAAAGGCAACACCUACCAUUGACCUUGACAUUGUGUUUCUGCCCAACGACGAAGGAGUGGCUCUGCUCCCGUCCAUGUCUUGGGAGACGCCAGAACAGCUUACGACGCUGUUGACCAGCUUACAGCCUACUAUUGCCGGCGAAGUGUCCAAACACAAUCUGGCAGGGUCGGUGGUACUUUGCCAAUUCGACACCACCGGUAUAGACAUCAAAGUUGUUCAACAGCAAGGAAAACCCAGUGACAAUCUGACGAACGGGUGGUCUAAAGUUGCCGCGAGAAGGGCUGCACCAGUACCUGUUCCUCAGGUUAGACCCGUUGGACAAAGACCUGUGUAUACAGUACUGGGAAGUCGGUUGGCAGAAGCAAAGAAGAAGAAAGAAGAGAAUGAAGCAAAGUUGAGAAAAAGGGUAGAAGCACAGGUUGUGGAUGAUUGGGAAAAGGAAGUUGAGGAGGAAGAAAGAAAUGAAGUUGAUAGUGAAAGGGUGGACACUGAUAUUCCUGGUGAGCCGAGUACGAGUAUGGCAUGA